AUGAACCCGGCGGAUCGAGAAAAAGCAGAAUCCAUCGUCAGUAGGUCGUCGAAAAAAAAGAAGAAUCGCAAGAAACGAGCAAGACAAUGGACCGGAUAUGUGGAGAAUCUGAAGACCACGAUUGAUUUGAUGUAUGAAAUGUGCAGGAGUGAACAGUCGGUGGCAGGGUGUAGGGAAGCAAUGCUAUAUCUCCAAUCAUCCUCCAACGACUUCAAAUCGCUCAUCGAGACCAUAAACGUUGAAAAACAAUGGGACCAGGAUGAGAAUAAUCCGCAGGAGACAAUAAAACGGCCCUCAGUGGCUUGGGAAGUCCGAAAAUCCAUGUCAUCGCCGAAUGCAAAUGCUCUUCCGAUAUCCACGAUUAUUGCUGAAGCCGUGAAGAAUGUAUCACCCACUAGUCCAAAUCAGAAGUCCUCUGAGCCCACCGCCUCCUCGCAAUCCAACCUCACCUACGCCCGAAUAACAGCUGCCGCGGCCGUGGCCGCCGUCGCCGUUUCCUCUUCCACGGCACCAGAAGAUGGAUGGAAGCUAGUGACAAGUCGCCGUCGAAAAUCCACAUCCAGCACUACAGUAUCCGAAUUUGACAGAGAAUUUUCGGUGGAGAAAGAGACAGAGCUCCCAGCAAAAUCACAAUCUACAGAACCCCUCAAUGUCUAUGAGAGGUUGUCUUCAACAUCGUAUCGACGAGGUCCACCAACCACAAAUCGAACGCUAACAUGCCCGAAAUCAGCGAUGGAUUUGCCUCAAACAAGAGCUUCAAUGGCAAAAAUGGCCUAUAGUCGACAGCUGUUAUGGGAGAAAAAUCAGCAGGUUCUAGUGGAGAAAUUGCGGCAAAAACAGAAGAAAGAGAAAAGAGGGACAUCGGGACAAACAGGAGGACAGUGUGGAUUCACAUUUGCUGAUCCAAUGGCAGUUAGGAAGAGUGUCGAGGCUUUUAAUCAGCAGAAAAUUGGAGGGAGACGAGGGGGAAAAGAGACACCCUCCCCAUCCUCUGCCAAUGCCGAACUUCAAUCAAUAAACGAAGAAUCGAAUCCUCCCAACGCCCCAUCGUCCGAAAAUUCAGAAGACGUCGUUCCAGCAGACCCGACGCCUUCUUCAUCAGCUUCUCAACCGACCCAAUCUCGAAAUGGAUCCCUUUUUGGCUAUGUGGCCCUUCCAGAAGAGCUGGAAAAAGAUGAUGAAUGGAGAGAGAUGACAGAGGAGGAAGAGUCAUUGGCACUGGAAGAAAACAGUUUGAAUUUGGAAAUAAAACAAGCGGAAUCCAUGGAAAUAGAUGCGGAACUCGAGAGACAGGUUGAAAUGGAAGCGGCGAGUUUGGAGAGAGAGCAGAAGAGGAAGACGCAGAGAAAGCAGAAGGAGGAGAUGGAGAACUUCUUCAAAGUCUUCGAGGAGAUUCGGAAUUCGGCUUGGUCGGAGCUCAUGGAGCAGGAAUCGGUGGCGACGUACCAUCAGAAGUCUACUCAAAAAUCGAUUCAUGAGCCGGGAACGCCAGUUGAGAGACAUGAGAAGAUGUCGAGUCCUUCGAGAAGACGUUGUCAGAAGGAUGAUGAUGAUUUUGGGAAGAGGCAUGAGAUGAAACAGAAGCAUGCGGAGGAGUUGAGACAACAGCUUCAGGAUGCGAAGACGUUCAAAUUGAAGGAGCUGACGACGAGAAGAGAGGAAGUUAGAGCCAAGCAGGAAGCGAUUCGAGAACAAAAACGCCAGUUCCUCGAAGCGCGAAUGCAGCGUGCCUCCGACAAUCGUGAUAAGAACAUAAUGGAAGUGAUUCGAAAAGCCAAGGAUGACGACCAACGAGUGAUGGAGGUGAAAUUCAUUGCCACGUUGCAAGAGGAGAACAAACAGUACGAAUUACGAGUGAAAGAUGCGAAAGAAGAGGAGAAACUGAAGCAGUUAGCAGAUGAGAGAGCCAAAAAGCACGAGGAAAAGGCUCAGAAGAAGAGGGAGCAAGAGGCGGCGGCAGUGAAACGAAGGAAACACGCGCAAGAGGUGCGCCAGACGAAGAUUCGGGAGUUGGCGGGAGAGAAGGCUCCAGAAGACAUGCUGGAGUACUUGAACUCGUUGGUAGCUUCUCCAGAAGAGCCAACAGAAGCUCCUGCAUUCCUCUGGCCAAGCUCCGCCCCCUCGGAUCGCCCACGUGAAUGCGCUCUGUGCCCAUCUACAGUGAUCCGAUCGGAUUUGGAAGCGGUUGCUCAUGUGGUUUGCACUAAAGAGCACUCGUUGCAAGCCAAAAUGAUCAGUUCUGGAAGUCAAGUUGAGGAGCUGAAAAGGCAUUUGUUUGGGGUUUUCAAGGAGGUGGGGGAUACGGUAGAAGCUGAGAAAAAAGAACAAGAGGAGAGCAGAAGGAAGGAUGAGCAAUCGAUGAAGGCACGGGAGAUUUUGGAGAAGAUCCAAAUCGCCGAGACCCUUCCCGGACCGCUUGCUUCCCCUCGAAAUCGUACCAAAUUCGUCCGAGAGUUCAACAUGGCAAUCGACAAAUAUUGCAGUUCGAAAUUCGACGAAAAACUACAAGAAAACGUGGAAAAAUCGCUCCACGACCUCGUUCAAGCCGUCGAAUCCGAUCAGAAGCAUCAAGAAUCGUGCCUGAACCUGGAUCAAUUUUGUGCACUUCAGGGACCACAAAAAAUGAUUGAUUUGCUGUUGGAUUGGACUAAAAACGGGAUUUCUAUGAGACUUUGCAUCCGGAUUUGUCAUUCUCUAUGUAUUUUUCUGAAGGAUCCCCGUGUAGCCUAUGCUGUGAUUUUCAAGCCGGAACUGUUGAAAAUCGUGGAUAAAGUGAUGGAAUUGAUUUGGAAUUUCAGUGAUUCAACGAAGACUCCACAGCUAUCAGGCCUCCUUGAUAUCCUAGGGACUUGCCUGAAAUCUGCGUCUCUUUGGAUCUCUCAAACCCCUCAGAAACAUCAAGUGAAGCUUCAUCGGGAGCUUCUGGCUCUGAACGCCUCGAUUGCAGAGACUAUGCAAGCACUUGGAGCACUUUUCCAGGGCUCACUGGCUUCUGAAGACCUCAAAAAUGCUCUUUCGGGGUGUAAAGCUCCAGGCUUAUUGGCCACGCGGCUCCUUGGAUUUGCGGAGCACACGAGCCCAGAAUUCUUGGAGCAAGUCUCGACGGCGAUUCUGAAGUAUACAUAUGACGUCAAGUCGUUUUCUGAGCAUCUGGAGAGAUCGGAGAACUCGGAAAAGGCGGGAACCUCUCAAAAAGUAACGGAUCAUCUCGUGUCAAUGGUGAUUUCUACGUAUUCGGUGAAUCCCAGAAUUCUGAAGGCGUGCUUCUCGAAGAGCUCCGGGCCUCAGAAUCUGGUCAUGAUGGUCGUGCUUCUGGAAGAUUCUCUAUGGAAGUGUGCACAGAAUAUUAGGAGCCAAGGGCAUGUGGAAGAGAGACCAUGGGGAGCGCUGACAAAAGACGAGGAGGCGCUGUGUAAGCUGAGCCAACAUCUCGGAGCAAUUGUGGAUCAGAUGGAGCAAUGGCAGAAGCGCACUACAAUGAUCUCCUGGACCACCGGCCACUCAGCAUGCCUUCACAUUCUCCUCCAUAAAAUCCCAAUCCGCCUACUCUCGAUUGGAAAACACGCGAAACGAAUCGUUCCUACUGUAGCUGAAAAAAUCAUGGAUCGAUUGACGAAUUCGGAAAAAUCGGAAAUGAUGGCAGACACAUCGGCCGAUUGGAUUUUUGAGAAUUCACUGUUUCCUGGAAGACAGAAUUAG
This is a messenger RNA of Caenorhabditis briggsae, 3699 nucleotides long. The coding region runs from base 1 to 3699 and encodes 1232 amino acids. NCBI's taxonomy places the organism in Eukaryota, Metazoa, Nematoda, Chromadorea, Rhabditida, Rhabditidae. The transcript has 9 exons. The record is from RefSeq and is a predicted model, not a curated record.